Molecule: messenger RNA, 2890 nt
Organism: Sebastes umbrosus (honeycomb rockfish)
Lineage: Eukaryota; Metazoa; Chordata; Actinopteri; Perciformes; Sebastidae
Gene: slain1a
Product: SLAIN motif family, member 1a
Exons: 9
Coding region: 185-2089 (634 amino acids)
Biological process (GO): cytoplasmic microtubule organization; microtubule nucleation; positive regulation of microtubule polymerization
Cellular component (GO): microtubule plus-end
Source: RefSeq, a predicted model, not a curated record
CGGCAGCAGCAGCAUCAGUGUGUGUGUGUGUGUUUGUGUGUGUGUGUGCGUGUGUGUGUGUGAGUGUGUGUAGUAGUAGCUUUAAACGGGGGGAAUCUGGACACCCUCUCUGAAUUGAAUAGGACCCUCUGCAGGCAGGCCGUGCUUUUCUUCUCUCUGCCCUUCUCAAUGUGCUGUUUACCAAAUGGAAGCAGAGGUGUUGAACCCCCAGAUGAUGGCAGACGUCAAUGGCAACAAUAAGAUCACCAACGCGGAGCUGGAGGUGCUAAAACUGCAGGAAUUGGUCCGAAAACUGGAGAAGCAAAACGAACAAUUGCGGACUCGAGCGAACGCUGUAAACAAUUGCUCCAUCGGCCCUCACCAUCAUCUGCAGACCUCGUUGUCGUGUCUGCACGGGGGUACACAUACGACGUGUCCGACGGACCAUUUCUCCAGUAAAUAUGGCAUUUCUAGUCCCGGACAGCGAGGCUCCACGGAGGAGGAGCCGUUCGCGUAUUUCCAGCCGAGCUCGGUGUCUCCUGACGCCGCUGCGGAGGAGGAGGAGGACCGCGUCGCCGCUGAUGGAGCCUCGACUGUCCUGGAUGAGGUUGAUAUGUUGGACCUCAGCACCGUACUCUCUGUCGGAGAGCCUCAUAGCUGGCUGUAUGUGAGUCCCAAAGCCAAGCUGCAGAUUGAGAGUGUCCUCAGCCCUCUCCAGUGGUGCAGGCAGGUACUGGACCACCCGGGGCCCGAGGUGGAGCUGGCUAAGAUGACCCUCUGUCACAGACUGGACCAAGCUAAGCGGUGGCGAGGAGUCUCCUCGGUCCGUCCAUACAGCUGCAUAGAGGGCCUCUCCGCUCUCAGCUGCCCCGUCCUGCCUUACACUAAACCUGCUGCACUAACCGAGUCCCCAGCUCCAUUGCCAUCAUCCACUCAGUCUUUUCUCCAGCCACCUCUCCCACUCAGGGCCAGCUGCAGCCUCGGCGACAGAGCGCCCACCUUCCUAUCAAACUCCACUCUCCACAACGUGGGUCGCCGACACGCGGCGAUCAGCCCCCAGUCUUCCGUGGACAGUGAGAUAGGUGUGUCAGAGCUGGAGGACGACACCAUCUCUAUGAGCUACAAACUGCAGGACAUGACAGACGUGGAGGUCAUGGCAAGACUUCAGGAGGAGAGUCUCCGUCAGGACUACGCCUCUACCUCGCACACCACCACAGCCUGCCGUCGCAGCUCCAGCUUCUCCUUGCACUCCCUCAGACGCAGUGAGAUGGAUCUGGAGGAGGAAGACGAGGAGGACGAGGGCUACGACCAGCUACCUCCUCCCCAGCCUCGUCUGUUCCGCACGGGGUCUAUGCAGCGGGGCGGCCUGCCCCACUCUCACACCUUCUCCAGUAUUAGAGACUGCAGACGCAGCUCAAUCACACCUCAGUUUUCACUCAGUGGACUCUCCCAGUACUCUGGACCCUCCAGCUUGAGCACAGAAACACACACAGCGUACAGGAAUAGCACAGACAAGCUACGGAGAAGCAUGCCCAACCUGAUCCGAGCUCCCAGCAUGCCCAGUGUUCCCAGCAUUCCAUGCCUGGCUUCCCCUGUCAACCCACCCUCCCACGGCCCCUCCUCCUUGCCAACGAUAUCCUCCCUCCGGAGCAGCCAGAGCUUUGACUCAUCCAGUGGGCUUGCACGACUCCAGUCCUCCAUUCCCUCCCCAGGUCAGCUCACUCAGCGAGUCCAGAGCGUGGGGAACUUCCCCACCACUCCCCGUCACCCGCUAAAAGCCACAGCCUACGUAAGCCCCACAGUGCAGCAGGGCCCCACCUCCACCUCCCUGUCCACCUCCAUCAGUCUACACUGCAUCCCCAGCAGUGCCGCGCUGCCUCAGCCUCUCAAACCCAGCGGCAGUUUGAUGCCACUGCCUCUGAAAGCCAGCAGCAACCAGCCGGCCGUCAUUCGCAGCUCCCUUCCUCGCCCAGCCUCCUUUGUAGGAACAAGUGGACUUCCACGUGCAAGCAAAAUAACCCAACCCACACGCAGUUUGAUGACUCCUCCAAAGAGCCUGGCUGCCCUGACUGCCCUGAGGGAUGGCAGCUGGAAAGAUGGCUGCUACUGAACCCAAAUAAACUGGAGUCCAAGAGGGGCACAGGGUAACGCUGCAUGGGACCUAACUGAUUUCAAAUGUUUCCGUCAGGAGGGCCCAGUCUUGGGCUGUGACCCAAGAGAGAGUGACUGUUAACAUUUUUAAAGGGCACUACUCUUCACCGAAGGACAAAUUAGAGACUGAGAACCGUACGGGUCCAGCAGGCUGGAUCUUUACAUAACUACCUGCUGAAACACAGACUGACACACUAUGAAACAACCUGGCAAUAUUCUGAUAAUCCGUUGUUAAAUGUGAACUGGAUCUCCUUUGGUAUGUGUUUUUUGAUUUGUCAUUGUGGAUAGUUACAGUAAGGCUUUCAUUCAACAGAAUGAAAAUUUCUCUCCUAAGAAAGCUUUGGAAAAGAUUAGCCCACGCUUUUGUACAUGCUUUUAAUGAUUUCAUAUGACUAAUUUUGCAAUUAUUGAUUUUUGUCAGACUGUGGUGUCGGAUAUGAAGUUGAACCUGGAAUUUUGUUACAUCCUGUGCCUGUUAAAACGUAGUGUAAUUCACCUUAUAUUUAUUGGCUGGACCUCGCAGCACUUUGGAUCAGAAUUAUGAUUAACACAUUAAGUUUCUCAAGUAAAGUAUGACAUUCUUUAAAGUGUGCACACACAUUAUCUUUUCUUUUACUUAUUGUUUACAUAAGAGCUGAGAUUUUUAAUGCUCUUUGAUAAACAUAAUCGCUGCAAUGAUAUUGCACAAAGAGCCUGAUGCUUUUUAUGGAUGACUAAAGAGGAGGUGAAUUUUUAAAGUGAAUAAAAGCCUUUCAAAAUA